AUGGUCCAGCAGCUCGACGGGACCUCCAACGAGUGGGGCUGGUGCAAACAAAAGCUCGGGGCAAACGCCAUCCUCGCGGUGUCGCUCGCGGUGUGCAAGGCCGGUGCCAUGGUCAACAAGAUCCCUCUUUACCAGCACAUUGCAAACCUUGCGGGGAACAAGACCCUCGUGCUGCCCGUGCCUGCUUUCAAUGUGAUCAACGGAGGCUCUCACGCCGGGAACAAGCUCGCCAUGCAGGAGUUCAUGAUCCUUCCGACCGGCGCCGCCUCGUUCAAGGAGGCCAUGAAGAUGGGAGUUGAGGUGUACCACCACCUCAAGAGCAUAAUCAAGAAGAAGUAUGGCCAAGACGCUACAAACGUUGGGGAUGAAGGUGGCUUUGCACCUAACAUUCAGGAAAACAAGGAGGGCCUGGAACUGUUGAAGGCAGCUAUAGCCAAGGCUGGCUACACUGGAAAGGUGGUCAUUGGAAUGGAUGUUGCUGCUUCUGAAUUCUACAGCGAGAAGGACCAGACCUAUGACCUGAAUUUCAAGGAGGAUGUGAAUCAGAUAGGCUCGGUGACUGAGAGCAUCGAGGCCGUGAGCAUGUCGAAGCGCGCCGGGUGGGGAGUGAUGGCGAGCCACAGGAGUGGUGAGACAGAGGACACCUUCAUCGCCGACCUCUCGGUCGGCCUGGCCACGCCUUCGGCUGAAACAGAGCUUCAAAUCCUUACACUUUUUACUGCAUUGGGUGACACCAUGGUCAUAUCUUUCUCCGCUUGCUUGUUGCAGGGCCAGAUCAAGACUGGAGCUCCCUGCAGGUCCGAGCGUCUGGCCAAAUACAACCAGGUAUACAUAUGGGCGGCAUGA
This is a messenger RNA of Triticum turgidum subsp. durum (durum wheat), 846 nucleotides long. NCBI's taxonomy places the organism in Eukaryota, Viridiplantae, Streptophyta, Magnoliopsida, Poales, Poaceae. The record is from the annotation of a GenBank genome assembly.